CAGUUUCUGAACACAGGUUGCACUGACUUGUUGCUCACUCGAUCUUGACUUAUAUUGUAUUCAAAGGUCCUAUCAUCCUAUGGCCUCUUUCACUAUCUUGACCAACUACCUUCGAAUCCCAAUCAUUCCAGCCCUUCCGUGAGCAUGGCUAUAGGAGGUCCAACGUCCUCAGAUGAUUCGUCUGAUUGGGUCUCCUACAGUAGCAGUUCUUCUCGCAGUGCCAGCAGCGGUGUCAAUUCAUUGAUAUCGACGUUGAAGCGAAGUUCCUGGUUGACGUCAUACUGGCGCAGGUCAAUCUUCUCCACGCGAGAGAAAGACGCCAACGGCGGCACCGACCGUGACACCUCCGGGCGUGUGCGUGUGCCUGAGGUACCCGGGGUCGCGCUUGCAGACUCUGAACCCAAAUGGUUUGGACCCCCGCCGGUCGGUGAUCUAUCACACGGUUUAUCUCCAACACUGAGCAUUGCGUCGAUUUCGACGCACACACGCAUUCCUGCUUCUUCUCCGCCUCCCUCUCCGCCCGGUCGAUGCUCUUCCUUUCUCAAGCGAGACGAUAGGUCAAACACGAACCAUGGCAACACUCAAGAGACUCCGCCGAUCUAUCUACUACCUGCACCUGCGCUGAGUUGUUCACUGCCGCAGCCUCAUGCUCAGAUAUGGUACGAAGCAGUCAAGAUGAUAGGCCCUCAUAACCCAACACAAAGUCCGAACCUGUCGGAGCUCCUGACAGGUUUGUCGAGCAGCGAAGAUGCCAGCCGUAAAAUGGCAGCCUUCAAGCUGCAGUCGCUCAUCAACGACCCUUCAUUUGCCGAGCACUUUGUCCUCGCCGGUGGCCUGCCUCGAUUGCGCGCUCUCAUCCUCGAAAGUAGUGGAAAUACUCUGGCGUACAGCCUCGCCAGUUUUGCUCGGUUACUGGAGGUGGAUCAGGGCUGGGAAGCCGUCAAUGACCCGGUAGUCGAAAGGGUUGUGGAACUCGUUGUAUGCCAACCGUUGGUCAAUAUCUUGCGAGGAGCCAUGGCCAUACUGGUCUCGAUUGUUUCGCGCCCAUAUCAUGCCGACCGAUCCUCUGACGACAGCUCGUCAAAUAAUGCUGGCGGCUUUCAAGCCCUCAAGCCGGCCAUUGCAGUCUACCCACAGUUUCUGGAGAUGCUUGUGACCAGGCUAUCCUCGGCAGACCAUGCGUUGUGUGCAAAUGCCCUACAGUUGAUCAACUCAUUAAUGCGCGACGCCAUCACAAAUGACAACGAGACGGAGUGGCCGAAGUUCAUAAAGCGAAUUCAAGACUUGGGUGUCAUCAAGGCGGUUUACGUGCUGAUGCAAAGUUCGGCUCUACAAGAUCUGGCUCAUCCUCUUCUCGAGUUCCAGGCGCUGACAAAGAUUCUCCUCAGACGAUGGAGGGAAGUCCCCGUGGACUUGGUGAAACCUGAGCACAGACGCACCAUCAAAGCAAUUCACCUUUCGAGCAAUCCUGAGAAGCCCGAAGAGCCCGAAACCCGGAAUGGCGAACCCAAGCCCAAGCACAAUCCUCAGAAAUGGAGGCGUCUGGGCUUCACUAGCGAGAACCCAGAGCCGGAUUUUGCUGACAUGGGCUUCCUGGGUAUGAUGGAUCUGUCAGAUUAUGUACGCAAGCAUCAAGACGAGUUUCAAAAUAUCCUGCUUGAACAGGCGGUUGCCUCUGAGCAGAAGAGAUGUCCUUUGGCUAGAGUCAGCCUGACAUUGACGGCGAUCCUGUUUGAACAUUUUGAAGUGGAUAAGAUGGAUCUGGAAGACUCGAAAAGCUAUCUAGCCCUUGAAAGUCGGACCAAUCUUGACAAGGUCUUCAAACCUUUACUGCUACAUUGGAGUCGGCUGCAUGUGGCAGGAUUGCAUGCCUUUCUGAGACUUUGGAAGUCGACUGGAGCUGAGAUCGAUGAUUUCCACAAGAUUGUCGACUUGGUUCGUAUAUUGAUUGAGAGCGUCGUUGGCGGAGCGGACCGUACUAGGGGUAUUGAAGAGAUUGAAAAGGAAAUGGCCGCUUUCGAAUACAGUAAAAUCCGCGAGCUCCAAAUGGAACUGUUGGGAUUGACUUAUGAAGAUGUCUGGGGACACCAUCUUCGUGGCGUCAAGGAGGAGCUGCAAAGUGAAGCACUCCAAUUCAUCAAGGAACAGAGAAUACGAUGUCUUCUCGCCGGAGCAUGGUUUCCCAACAGUGGCACUUACGCUGAUCAGGAAAAUGGCGGCCCAGUAACCGAAACCACCUUGCAUCAAACAUCCUCCCAUGGCUACCGCUUCAUCCGGUUGUCAGAGAAUCGACGGUUCCUACAUUGGGGUGAUUUCGAAGAGAAAGACGAACAAUUUCCACCUCUCUCGAGCCUACCAGGCAAGAUCGAUCUAUCGAUAGUGUCAUCGGUGGUCUCCAACGUGACUGCAAAUGACCGGUCAUCGAUUGCGUCGGGGUCAACUUUGAAGGAAUUGACGCAUGACAAGUUCACGACAACGAAGAUCACCAUUCAUAGUUAUCUGUCAAAGUCGCGCAGUAGUCGUGAAGGACACUCUCGAAACGCGUCCAAGACUUCAUCAGCACGAAGCGGAGCCAAGGAGUCGGUCUUGUUGACGUUUCAGCCCAACAGUCAUGCUGCCGCGUCUGAAUGGCUCGAUGGCCUUUUGAUGCUUCUUGAUCAACAGCCCAUUACCGCGGAGACGAACAGACUUGUACACAUGAUGAGUGAUUAUGGACUCAAGGUCCGCUUGUUGAAUGUCCGUUUUAAUGACGAGGAGGGCAUUGUGGAAGGCAUGGACGGGAUGGACGGUCCUGAGAUUCCGAGCAGAGAAGGAUUGGAUGAAGAUUAUUACUAUGAAAUCUGAGCUCUACAACAGCGAGGUGGUCGUGGAAGGUACGGAUUAUUCGAAAUUCCUUGGAUAGACUGGCAGCUUUCGCAUCUCAAGAUCAAGGCAUGUUGGGAUUGACUCGGGCACAUGUGGCACGAAAUCGGAGUCGAUAAGAGAGUGUUUGG
Molecule: messenger RNA, 2993 nt
Organism: Exophiala viscosa
Lineage: Eukaryota; Fungi; Ascomycota; Eurotiomycetes; Chaetothyriales; Herpotrichiellaceae
Product: ELMO/CED-12 family-domain-containing protein
Exons: 2
Coding region: 145-2844 (899 amino acids)
Biological process (GO): cell motility; actin filament organization
Cellular component (GO): plasma membrane
Source: RefSeq, a predicted model, not a curated record